GCGGGGGCGGGGCUGGGGGAGGCGCGUGCCGAGCAGGCCGGGGGGUCCGUCUCCCCGGCCCUUUGAACCCGGAGCGUACAGAGAUGUGAUAAUGGAUCAUCAUGUUUCCACCAUCAAACCUCGAAGGAUCCAGAACCAAAAUGUCAUUCACCGCCUGGAACGCCGACGGAUCAGCUCGGGCAAGGCAGGCACCCACUGGCAUCAGGUCCGAGUAUUCCACCAGAAUGUCUUCCCCAACUUCACGGUCGUCAAUGUUGAAAAGCCUCCUUGUUUCUUGCGUAAAUUCUCACCUGAUGGACGCUACUUUAUUGCUUUCUCUUCAGACCAGACGUCUCUCGAGAUCUAUGAGUACCAGGGCUGCCAGGCAGCCGAGGACCUACUGCAGGGCUAUGAGGGGGAGAUCCUGUCCAACGGCAAUGACCAGCGGUCGGUCAGCAUCCGCGGCCGGCUCUUUGAACGCUUCUUCGUCCUGCUGCACAUCACCAACGUGGCCGCCAACGGUGAGCACCUGAACCGGGAGUGCAGCCUCUUCACUGACGACUGUCGCUGCGUCAUCGUGGGCUCAGCUGCUUACCUCCCGGAUGAGCCGCAUCCUCCUUUUUACGAGGUGUAUCGCAACAGUGAGUCCGUGACCCCCAACCCCCGGUCCCCUCUGGAGGACUAUUCCCUCCACAUCAUUGACCUUCACACCGGCCGCCUAUGUGAUACGCGCACCUUCAAGUGUGAUAAAGUGGUCCUGUCGCACAACCAAGGGCUGUACCUGUACAAAAACAUCCUGGCCAUCUUGUCAGUGCAGCAGCAGACCAUCCACGUCUUCCAGGUGACCCCUGAAGGCACUUUCAUUGACGUGAGGACCAUCGGCCGCUUCUGCUACGAGGAUGACCUCCUCACCGUGUCAGCUGUCUUCCCUGAGGUGCAGCGGGACAGUCAGACGGGCAUGGCCAGUCCUUUCCGAGAUCCCUUCAUCAACUCCCUCAAACACCGGCUGCUGGUGUACUUGUGGCGCCGGGCGGAGCAGGACGGGAGUGCGAUGGCCAAGAGGCGCUUCUUCCAGUACUUUGACCAGCUGCGGCAGCUGCGCAUGUGGAAAAUGCAGCUUCUGGACGAAAACCAUCUGUUUAUCAAGUACACUAGUGAGGACGUGGUCACCCUGCGGGUCACGGAUCCAUCACAGGCAUCUUUCUUUGUGGUGUACAAUAUGGUGACAACAGAAGUGAUUGCUGUGUUUGAGAAUACAUCCGAUGAGCUUUUAGAGCUCUUUGAGAACUUCUGUGACCUCUUCCGUAACGCCACCCUGCACAGUGAAGUCCAGUUUCCCUGCUCAGCUUCUAGCAACAAUUUUGCAAGGCAGAUCCAGCGCCGGUUUAAAGACACUAUCGUAAACGCCAAGUAUGGAGGGCACACGGAGGCAGUACGCCGGCUGCUGGGGCAGCUCCCCAUCAGUGCCCAGUCUUACAGCGGUAGCCCCUACCUUGAUUUGUCUCUCUUCAGCUAUGACGACAAGUGGGUGUCCGUCAUGGAGCGACCCAAGACUUGUGGAGAUCACCCUAUCAGGUGCACCGACCACUUCCCACCGUGUGCUUUGGAAUCUGACAACUAAGAGUUGUCAAACCCCAACACCCUGUAAGCAUUACGCUUUUGUUGCUUCCUCUGCCUGGAAUGUCCUCUCUCUCCCCCCACACCUGGCUAAUACCUUGCUAUUCUUGAAAAGUCAGUAAAGAUGUCACCUUUAGGGAAAUACCCCAUGGGCACCCAACACGCUGGGCACAAGCUUUACCACCGCACCUGCUGUCUGUGCCGAGGGGUCCGUCUGUGACAGCCCCCAGGGAGCACCUUUCUAUUCCCAGUGCCUGGCACACAGCAGGCACUCAAUAAGUGUCUGAUGAGUUAAACUAAGUGAUCUGGGCAUGCUUUUGAGAAGCUUAGUAGGUUCGAAGACCAGAAAGAAACUGAAGCCCUCAUGGAAAUCCACCACAGGGUUUUCCCAGUCUCCUGACUCUGCGCUCAAGCCCCGUUUCUCUCAGGAAGGAAGCGCACACCCUGCGGAGACCCCGGCUCACUUACCAAGCGCCCUGGCCCCAGGCCUUUCACGACCACUCGGAUGUGGGUCACGCCCUUCCCGGCAGCUUUCUGGAGAGGAGGAAAGAGUGUCAGUGCUCCAGGGAGAGAACUGCUCCAUCAGAUCUGUUGCUACUGCUACCGGGACCAAGAGGGUUAUGAGCUGCAGGGAAGAGGCAUCCCCGUCCUUAGGCAGAACACAGGGAAGGCAGCAAAGGCCACAGUGCAGGGCAGACACCGGCAGAGAGCAUGGAACUUGUCAAACCCUAGGUCAGCACUGCCACCUGAUGGAGAUUUCUAAAUAUCGCUUCCGUGUUCUCAG
This is a messenger RNA of Lynx canadensis (Canada lynx), 2380 nucleotides long. RefSeq names its product DET1 partner of COP1 E3 ubiquitin ligase (gene DET1). Gene Ontology annotation, biological process: positive regulation of proteasomal ubiquitin-dependent protein catabolic process; protein ubiquitination. Gene Ontology annotation, cellular component: cullin-RING ubiquitin ligase complex; nucleus. The transcript is spliced from 5 exons. Gene Ontology annotation, molecular function: ubiquitin-like ligase-substrate adaptor activity; ubiquitin protein ligase binding. The record is from RefSeq and is a predicted model, not a curated record. NCBI's taxonomy places the organism in Eukaryota, Metazoa, Chordata, Mammalia, Carnivora, Felidae. Bases 92 to 1600 code for a protein of 502 amino acids.